UUUUAACGCUUUAUGCUAAUAGUGGUCGAUAUUCAAGUAACCAUGUAUUUUUGUUUGGUUACUUUAUUGAUAGCUUCUGCAACCGCGUUUAAAAGUAAUUACAACUACUUUUUGAAAAAUGUAGACUUCACUCAAAUGGAUUUGAGUUCAAUCGAAGAAAAAUGGAUAGACCAGCCACUAGACCAUUUUGAUCCAAAUGAGAAAAGAACAUUUAAAAUGAGGUACUUCGAGAAUCUACAGUUUUGGCAGCCGAAUGCUCCAAUAUAUAUAUUCAUUGGAGGAGAAGGGGAACAGCAGAAUUUUUGGACAUCGGACAGUGAUAAUAUGAUAACAGGUCAAAUGGUGAAAGAAACUCAUGGAACUCUCUUUGCUACUGAACAUAGAUAUUAUGGUAAAAGUAUGCCAGAUAUUCCGAAAGAUAAUGCCAUUGCAUACCACAAGUUCCUAAGGUCUGAGCAAGCCCUGGAAGAUUUAGCAAGUUUUAUAAAAAUGCUGAAGUCGGACUCAAAGUACAGGUCAUCUAAGGUUGUUGUGGUGGGUGGAUCGUAUGCAGGGAAUCUCGCAGCUUGGAUGAGGGAACUAUAUCCUGAGCUGGUGGACGCAGCCGUCGCCGCCAGCGCCCCCGUCCUCGCCAAGAAAGACUUUCAUGAAUAUCUAGAUGUCGUUCGAGAGACAUUCCGUAAAUAUGGGACUGAAGAUUGUCUAGCUAAAAUUGAAAAGGAAUGUAAAGGGAUUGAAGAUUUAUUAAAUACUUCAGAUGGAAGAGAAGAGAUAAAGAAAAAAUAUAAUAUAUGCCCGGAUAACGAUUUGACAGUGUUAGAAAAUCAACAAUUCUUAUUUUUUUUAUAUGUGUACGUUCCACUAGAUGGCAUUUCUCAAGGUAAAUUUCCCGAUGACGUUAAAAACUGGUGUAAUCGGAACCCUCUGCAAUUUAAUCCGUCGCAGUCAAGUAUUUCGUACGGCGAUUGCUACAGCGUAGACUUUGAAUCUUUUGAUUGGACUGUCAUGAUUAAUGGAUGGGUAUAUCAAUUUUGCAACGAAUUCGGUUAUCUGGUAACAACAUCGUCCGAAAAACAACCUUUUGUACACUGGAAUCCUCUAGAUUUUAUGCUCAAAAUAUGCAAAAAAUACGUUAAAGGAGACGUUGAAACGAUUAUGGACGAAGGGAUAGCCAAGACGAAUUUGAGGUACGGAGGGUUGACUCCUAAUGUAACUAAGGUAGUAUUCUCACACGGUGAUAUGGAUCCUUGGCAUGCUUUAGGUGUGGUUCAAGACUUAGGGCCUGAGGCUCCGGCCAGAGUAAUAAAAGGGACAUCGCAUUGUGGAGUUCUGGCUUAUAGUUUCAGGGAACCACAGGAAAUGGCAGAACACCGAAAAUACGUGAAGGAUUUGAUUAUUAAAUGGAUUUCGUAAUCAUU
Messenger RNA from Leguminivora glycinivorella, 1418 nucleotides. RefSeq names its product putative serine protease K12H4.7. The transcript has a single exon. Gene Ontology annotation, molecular function: serine-type exopeptidase activity; dipeptidyl-peptidase activity. Lineage: Eukaryota; Metazoa; Arthropoda; Insecta; Lepidoptera; Tortricidae. The coding region runs from base 13 to 1413 and encodes 466 amino acids. The record is from RefSeq and is a predicted model, not a curated record. Gene Ontology annotation, biological process: proteolysis.